AUGCUUGGGGAAGAGACAAAAGAGGAAGGAGAUAUGGAGGAGUCAAACAAUUAUGGGCACCAACAUCCCCUGGUUCUUAUGUUGAAUCAAGAGCAGCUGAUCCAUAAUCAAAGUGGUGUAACUCAUUGCUCGAGGUGUGGGGAGAAGGUGUCUGCUCCAUGUUUUUGCUGUGCGGAGCACUGUGGGUUUUAUCUUCACAAGGUAUGUGCCGAGGCAUCUUUGGAGCUUAAUCAUCCUUUUCAUCACGAUCAUCCUCUUCUUCUUAUGCAAAAUGCACCUUAUUCAUCUGCUGGAGGCUACGUUUGUGAUUUUUGUGAUAAAGAGGAUAAUAAGUUUGUUUAUCACUGUUCUUGCGGAUUGGACUUUCAUAUUAAAUGUGCUUUGUUUACAUUUAAUAUUGCUGAAAAUAAUUUGAAAGAGCUUGAACAUGUUCCCCUUCAAGAUCCAUUGAUUUCCACUGAAAAUGGUGAUGAAGAACUUGAAGAUGUUAGCAAGUGCUUUGGAUGUCGGGAACCGUUAGCAAAGUAUACACACUUUUCUCCUGACUGGGGAUUUAAUUUACAUGAGAAAUGCGCUAAGCUUCCUUUCAAAUUGAAUCAUAUGUUGCAUCGCGAGCAUCCUCUUGUUCUACAAUUUAAUAGCCAACGGCUCUCCUGCAAGAUAUGCCUAGAAACAAGGCGAAGAGGAUUUGUUUAUGGUUGUUCUCCUUGUAAGAUUGCUGUCCACAUUGAAUGUGUAUCACCAUCACCCAUUAUUGAAGAUAAAAGCCAUCCGCAUCCAUUCACUCUGUUUCCAAGACGACUACCGUUCAUUUGUGAUGCAUGCGGUGCCGAAGGAAAUUAUGCUGCCUACAUAUGUUGUACAUGCAACAUUAUAGUCCAUAAAAAGUGCAUUUCAUUGCCAUGUAUCAUCAUUAGCAAGUGGCAUGAUCAUCGCAUUUAUCACAAAUACUUUCUUCCACGAGAUUUUAGAAAUUCAGAGUGCGAUAUUUGUCAUGAUGAGGUCAAUCCAGAGCUCGGCUGUUAUUGUUGUCCACAUUGUAAUAUUACAUUCCAUGCCCGUUGUGUGACAGAGGAUAAAUAUUCAUAUUCUAUACCUUCACGCGAAGAUGAAGAUGAGAUAUCCAAUGAAAGUUCCAUCACUGUUUUGGAGUGGAAUGAUGCCAAAGAAGCUACAAAAAUAAAACACUCCAAGCAUAUGCACAAUCUAAUUCUAAGUGAUUCAGUUGGAGGUUAUGAAAACAGUUGUGAUGGGUGUAUGUUACCAAUCUCAGAUCCAUUUUACUAUUGUUCGCAAUGUGAUUUUUUUCUUCAUAAAGUUUGUGCGGAGUCACUUAGAAUGAAGCGUGUUUGGCAUCAUCGACAUUGCAAACAACCUCUCAACCUCAUUUCAGAUAAGGUUUUUAGGUGUGAAAUUUGUUAUAAUAUAUCUAAUGGUUUUGCUUAUGAAUGUAGUGAAUGUAAGAGUAGGACAUGUCUCAGAUGUGUGAUUACUCUUACUCCUGGUGCUCGAACAUGUUUGAAACAUGAACACCCCCUCCGUUUCUACAGACAGUAUGAAGGGAGUUGCAAUGCUUGUAGUCGUUUUUCAUGGGGGGCAUUUUGUUGUAAGGAUUGCAGUUUUGUGCUACAUCAUAAAUGUUUUUCACUUCCAAUUAUGGCUCAACACAAAUGUGAUAAGCAUAUUCUUUCACUCACUGAUCAUGAUGAUAUUGAUGAUAAUAGUUAUUCAGAAAAGUAUUAUUGUGAUGUCUGUGAAGAAAGUCGAAAUCCAAAUAAUUGGUUUUAUCAUUGUGCAACAUGCGAUACUUCUGCUCAUGUUAGUUGUGUUCUUGGAAAAUAUCCAUUCCUCAAACUUAAGAGCAUAUAUGAAGAAAAAGGUCAUCCACACCCACUCACCAUUGUGAAGAAGAAAUAUUACUAUCCUGAUUGUGAUAAAUGUGAUAAGCCUUGUGAAGAUUUGGCUCUUGAAUGCUCAAAGUAA
Messenger RNA from Gossypium arboreum, 1983 nucleotides. RefSeq lists its product as uncharacterized. The transcript has a single exon. Lineage: Eukaryota; Viridiplantae; Streptophyta; Magnoliopsida; Malvales; Malvaceae. The record is from RefSeq and is a predicted model, not a curated record. Bases 1 to 1983 code for a protein of 660 amino acids.